Messenger RNA from Dentiscutata erythropus, 246 nucleotides. NCBI's taxonomy places the organism in Eukaryota, Fungi, Glomeromycota, Glomeromycetes, Diversisporales, Gigasporaceae. The record is from the annotation of a GenBank genome assembly.
ACUAUGUCAUUGAAUAUAAAAUUACAAACACUUCCACCUCGCUGUAAAAAUUUCAAACCAAUUUCUAUUCAACCGUUGCCACGAACAAACGUGAAUAUUUUCAUUGACUCUUCCGCAUGUUUAUCACAAUCUGCCUUAUUAUUAAUAGAAAUAGCUAUCGGCCCAUCAUGUACCAAAAAGAAACAUUGUUAUGUGAAAGAUGUUUUAAGAGAUGAAUUUUAUGCAUGGGAUAUUUAUAAUGCAAGU